GGUCGCAGCGUGCGGCUAGAUAUUUGGUACGUCGCGUGAUGUCUCUUCGUUCUGCCGUCGCAAUCGCACGACCAGAUGAGAAGCAGCCGCCGUCACGUGUUCGCUGAUACACGUCGCGCUCAGGCAACUGACUGUUCGUGUAAAUAUUAACCGUACGGAGAAGCCUGGUCUCUCGGAAGAAGAUACAGGAGGAGUCGGUCACGACCGGAGCGAGCGAGAGAGACAGUGACGGACAGUGAGAAGCGCGCGGAACAGACAAGGAAAGAGAGAGAGAGAGAAACACUGAGUACUCGCUCGCUCGUUGACGUGCUUCUCCAAGUGUUUGACGUUCCCAGGUAAAUGCGCUCCGCAAAGCGCCGUGUUUGAUGGCAAACAGCGGAUACUCUCGCCGGCGGAGAGUUUCGUGAGAGAAAACGGACUCGGGGUCUGUGUCCGAGUAUUGUUUACCGGCAGCAAUAUGGCGUCUGGUGCUUUCGCGGAAUUUGAAUCGCGAUCGUCGCGCGCAGUUUGAAUCGCGGCGGAGAGGGCGGGAGCGAAGUGUGUUGCAUAUCUACGCGCGCCGUCGACUCGACACGCCGUGAGGGCAGCUCUCGCGCGCGAUUGGUGUGCUCUCGGUACACGUCCGGCGGUUCGAAACGGCUCGUUCCGAGUCUCAGUUUCUUCGCGCGCGCCUUGGGAAAAGAAUCGGAUUCUCUCGCGGCGUUCUUAUCGGCGUGUCGUGGGCUCUCCGCCACCAGCAGCACGACGACGACGAGUGGCAUUGUCGCGAACGUCGGCCGGCGCGAAUCACGAGCUACGAUGGCGUGAGUCAUCGUGAGAACUGUGCGAAUCCGACGCGGUGUCGACGGUGAAUUUCGCGACGCGCGGACUGACCGCGCGCUAAACCGUCAGUCCUUGGACACGAACGGACAGGGACGGGAGUUCGCGGAAUCGUCGAGCCGAACACGUCUUCUCGCGUCUCUCUCUCUCUCUCUCUCUCCGUUUCGCUCGCUCGCUCGCGGAAAAUUCGCGCCCCUACGUUCGAGCGGUGUGUUUGUUUGUCCUCGGUUUCGGUAAUGACGGACGGUCGUCGUAGUUCUCGUCAUCGUCGAGGCAGCCGAAUCUCGGUCAUACCGCGCGAUACGCCGGUGCCGGACUGUGAUUAAUUAGGCGUAUCGUGUGCCACGCGAACAACGGACGCGAAAAUGAAAAUGUCGGUCGCGCUGCGGAUCGCCGUCGCGCUCCCGAUACUCUCGGCGAUCGGUCACGGCAACGAGCUGAAGGAUUACUGCACCAAGUACAAGUUCGGCAAUCUACCGGGUGGCCUGACGUUCACGAAGGAGGUCGUUACCACGGAGUACGCCAACGUGGGUGCGUUCAAGGCCCUCCACUGCUGCCUCAAGGGAUACAGGAGCAUCGAAUGGUACAAGGAUAAUAGAGCCUAUCCUUGGCCGGGUAGCACGAGCCACUUUAUCCUGUACCCGGAGAGCGCGAAUCAAACAAUCUACACACAGGAGAUGAGAACCUCGGACGCGGGACGAUACUCCUGUCUGGCGCGUAACGACACAACCACUUUGGAGGGCGACAUCACUCUCGCCGUACUCAAUGAAGAAUCCGGCAUCUACACGGGCAAGCCGCUGCCCACGUACAGGCCAGCCUCCCAAUUGGUGCCUCUCAGGGGCACCGCGAGACUCUUCUGCGAGGCUUACAUGGGCAAGGUGAACCUGCCGGACGCCAGGAAUUCUGUCACCUGGUGGAAAGGCGGCAGCAACGUCACCCUGCCCGCUGACGGCAGGAUAGCGCAGCACCGAGUGUCCCG
Molecule: messenger RNA, 1798 nt
Organism: Dinoponera quadriceps
Lineage: Eukaryota; Metazoa; Arthropoda; Insecta; Hymenoptera; Formicidae
Exons: 3
Source: RefSeq, a predicted model, not a curated record